Molecule: messenger RNA, 1658 nt
Organism: Lineus longissimus
Lineage: Eukaryota; Metazoa; Nemertea; Pilidiophora; Heteronemertea; Lineidae
Exons: 5
Coding region: 238-1254 (338 amino acids)
Source: RefSeq, a predicted model, not a curated record
ACAUUUACCAACGACGAUGUCCUGCAAUCGAGGUUGAAUGGUACUUCUUCGAGUAGCACGUUACAAACAUGAAAAGAAAACUUGCAGAAAUGUCUCGUUUUUGUCCUCUAUUUCACCCAUUUUCGUCGUAGAGAACCGUAACUUGUCAUUCAAAGAUAGGCUACCCUGGGCGUAGGUAAUGGAUUACCCAUAGGAAAAUUUCUUAUCCACGACUUUUUGCUCAAAUUUGCUGAGAUCAUGGAUGCUUUGGUGGUGCUUGAUAAUUCUUUAACCUGCUAUGACAUGCUGGAGUUGCAUUGUGGUGUUUACGGACAAAAAGAAGAGUUAAAAUGUGACUUCGGAACUUCUGAAAAGAAAUCAAUGCGCACUAAUCUUGAAUUUGUAUCAGAAAAAACCCUAUCUAGUCAAAUCAUAGAGAAACAUUUAGUGAAUUGUGUUGGAGGUUUGAACUCCAUUGAAGAUGCACUAAAAAAUGAAAAUUCCAGUGAAGAAAUUCUACCUCAGCCAUAUUCAAUCCUUGAUUCAUCAAACCCCAGGAACCAUUUUCAUACUCUGCUCAUUAAAAGGAGCACAAGUCCAUGCAUAGAGUCAUCAAUUCUGGUGCUAUCCAUAGACAGUUAUUUAGCCUCCGCUAUAAAAUACACUCUGAUGAACAACCAAACCUUCUGCAUUGGAUUUUCAAACUUUGUGAGAGAACUUUUCAAGAGAGGUGGUGUUUCAUCAAGACAAUCUCCAAGGAAGACCAACAAGAACAGAUUAGACUGGACAGUAUUUUUUCUGUUACAUCAACCAAGGAAAUAUGUCAUCAAUUAUAAGUGGUGUAAUGUUCUGCAGGUUUUAGUGACCAAGAGGAUGAUUCUAGAGGAGCUCAUGGCCUGGCUAUCAACUCUUGGUGGUGGAUAUUCAUCUCUAGGAGAUUUUGUUGUUGAACAUGCUGAAGAAGCUGGCAGGAUCUCUAUACAGCAACUGAAGAUUGCUCUUGAACUGGGUGAUGCUAUUGUCCAGUGCAAAUGUAGAAUGUUCUUUGCCCUUAGCCUGAUGCAAAAGGGUCAGUUGAGGAAAUCCAAGCAGCUACUCAGAAAGGAAUUCAUGUUUAUCAAGGAGAAGAACUUCCAGGAUGAUAAAGUGAAAAAUAUGUGGAAGGCACUUUGGGUCAAACUUGGGUAUCUUUACCAAGAGAGAACGACAAGGAGCAAGCCACUCCGAGCACAUGCUAAUGGAACAGCAGAGCAUAUCAAUAUCAGUGUCAGUUGAUGAAAAAACUAUCUAGGCCUGGUUCUUUGCUCUUACCUGUGACAGACUUUGAGCCCCACUGUGCUCGACGAAAUGAAAUCCAUAGAAGCUACAGGCUUUCUACAAAUUAAGAGACAGUCUGGUUUCUGCAAGCUUCGUAUUUGCAGCUUUUAUAAUCAAUUACUGGAUACAAGUCCCAUGGCUGCAGGUUAAUGGAUUUCAUAAUACAGUUGGGCUUUAAUGGAAUUUUUUUGUCAGAAAAUGUGUAUCAAAGGUAUUCUGUGAUAUUUGUACACUCACUCCUCACACUCCAGCAAAUUGUAUGAUAUAAUAGAUUGUGAUUUUGAAAACUCUGAAACUGAUCUUUGUUGUCCUUCGUUCCAUAGACCAGUUGAUUCAUUUGAUGAGCUUGCCUGCCACACUGA